CUACUGUACCUGCCUUUGAAACUAACCACCUCUGACGUAGAGAACAGGUCAAUCAACGGUUCCCUAUUUAGUUGUUUGUUUUGAAUUACCUACUAUCAGAAUGCAUUACACUGGUAUGAGGAUCAUUACAAGACUGACCAGUGGGAUUUACGAUGGAAAAUGACCACGAGACUGACCGAAAUACAAUCGACGACAGAGCAACUAGUGGAAAGACUCAGCGAACACCUAGUGUAACUUUUGGAGGCGUUCAACUACUUGCCACGCCGGAUCUUACAGCACCUAUUCCGGAACAGGACGAUUACGAUCCUACGAGGAUUCCUUCCGGUAUACUCCGGAAGUCCAGCGUUCCAAUGGAUGGUGGAAUUCCAGCCACGUCUAUCAAUGUCCAACCAGCAACGCCUACCAUAGACACCAUGAUACCAAAACGAGAAGCAGAAAACAAGGCGCGCGCACUCCUGACGGAAGAAACUCCAAUGCUUCCGGUUAGACCGACAGUCAGGAGCAGAAUAGAUAAGUCAUUUGUAAAUUUUGUUGUGGUUGGUCAUGCGGAUUCCGGGAAAUCUACUCUGAUUGGGCAUCUUGUUUACCUGUGUAAUGGCAUCGACAAAGAGACAAUGAACAGAUUAGCACGCGAGGCUGACUUGGCAGGUAAAGCGUCAUUCAAAUAUGCGUGGGUUAUGGACAAGCUUAAAGGAGAAAGACAGAGAGGGAUUUCAAUCGACAGCAAAUUGAGGCGGUUCGAGACUUCGAAUAAGUAUGUCGUCAUCAUUGACUCACCAGGACACCGUGAUUACGUACAUAACAUGAUCACAGGAGCAUCACAGGCGGAUGUAGCCAUACUUGUGGUGUCGGCAGAGAAGGGCGAGUUUGAGCAGGGCGUUAAGAGACGGGGCCAGACCAGGGAACACCUUCAAGUCGCCUAUUCCCUCGGGGUCAAGCAACUCAUCGUUGUCGUUAACAAGAUGGAAACCACUACACCACCUUACAGCGAGACGAGAUAUAACAACGUAAUCAAAGUGUUGACACCCAUGAUAAAGAGGAUCGGCUUUGACCCAAACUCCGUCGCUUUCAUACCCAUAUCAGCUUUCGACGGUGAUAAUUUGAUUAAGAAAUCUGAAAACAUGUCAUGGUUCCACAUGUGGCGAGUGAAGAGAGGUUCCGGUGGGGCCGGGGGCCACUCACUAAUUGAGGCCAUAGAUCAGGUAGACACUCCGGUCCGGAUGCAGCACCGACCUCUCAGAGUUCCAAUACAUUCCGUGUACAAACUAGGGGAUAUUGGUAUUGUGACAGCAGGAAGAAUACAUUCUGGAUGCUUGAAACCAAACAUGGCAGUGACCUUUGCCCCAAAUGACGUCAAAGCUAAGGUGAGGGCCGUACAAGUGUUCCGUGAGGUGAUGACGGAAGUUCACGCCGGAGACAACGUGGGUAUUCAGAUCGAGAACCUAGGACUAAAGGAUAUUAAAAAAGGGGACGUCUGUGGAGACCCGGAGGAGAACCCACCAAGGAAAGCCGGAAAGUUUACAGCCCAGAUCCUUGUUCUGAACCAUCCCGGUCAGAUUAAGAAAGGAUACACGCCCCUUCUCAACGUUCACACGGCUAAUGUAGCAUGUAAAUUCGUCGAUAUUAAGGAGCGAUGUGACCGCCGCACGGGAGAGAUGGCGGAACAAUCGCCCGCCAGUUUACUUCCGGGUGAAGUUGGUGUGGUCGAAAUGGUGCCAAUGAAGCCACUGUGUGUGGAGAGUUUCUUCGAUUAUCCGUCCCUCGGACGUAUUAUCAUCCGGGACCUUAAACAGACAGUUGCGGUUGGAGUGAUUAUAGACGUUGACGGUCGGUCAACGCGGACGGAUGACGAUAAACUAAAAGGUCAAGGUCAUUUUGUGUCCAAUAAUUUUGGAGCGGACUCUCAAUUAGACAAUCUAACUCUCGGACCAGAUUCCCGGCCAGUAACGGCAGGGGAUCCUCAAAUAGCCAAACCUGGAGAAAUGGAGACAAAACCACCUAUCAUAAUUAAAACUGACCAGACAGAAUCGGAGCUAGAGAUGGUCGCAACAGACCAGGACCAGACAGGCCUUACCGACGACAGUAAGAUUGGCGGUCUCCAGACCGAAAGAGUAACGUUUAGGACCGGGUCUGGGAAACUGGAGUCCGAGUUGUGAUGUUCGACUGCUUUUAUUUAGUGAUACAACGUAACAUUUACACGUACCUUUCCCCCGUAUACAUGCUAUAUAAUCAUACAUUCAAGUCACUAAUAAGUUAUAACAUUAUCAUUUUAUAUAUGAAUACAGAUCCAAUGAUUUAUAAUUAACGAGCAUUAUCAGUUGUAGUUAUUCGUUAGCCUUUUAUACAUCAAUUCGACCAAUGGAGCAUUCCUGACGUUUAUACUACCAUGAAAGCAUUUUUAUGAAAGCCACCAUUGAGUUGUACGCCUCAGCGGAAGGUCUACUUUACGUCAUGGCCUGAUAGAUUUCGUUAAGGGUUGAAUUGUACUCUUUUUCAUUUCUAGCGGCAAGAAGUGUCCACACACCACAAAAUAUUAAUCUUAAACCAAAAAUGUAACGUAAGUUACAAUCAAAAACCUAUAAAGCAUUAAACAUAGCGCUGGCAAUUUUUUUUUUACAAACCUGUUUUCAUGCAGUAUUCUUGUCACACAUGGUAUUUAACGACCUAUUGGUAUUUCAGAGAGGUGGUAUAGAAGCUUACGGAAGUUGUAUGAGCCCUCUCGGCACUUUCCUAAAGUUUGACACAUUUUAUACUUAUUUUCAAAGUACUGAAUCUAUUCUGUAUUGUUGAAUAUUUAUUUGGUGUCUGUAAGUCUCUUCAACACUUGCUUAAAGUUUGACAAAUUCACAUGUACAGAUGUAUUUGUAUGUUCAAUUCCUUAAAUUCAUAUACUUUGCUGGAUGUACAUAUUUAUUCAUUAAUAACUAAUGAAUGCAUUACACUUUAAUUAUGUAUGUCGAUGUUAUUAUUGAGUAGUUCACUAGGGUACAUUUGUGUGGUGUGGUUUAAUUCAUUUCCACACAUCUGUAUCUAAUUAACAAUGUGUUUAGAAACGAGCUAAUAUGUUGUGUGACUUUUGUGCAAUUCUUCGAUGUCGAUGUAAGAUAUCAAGAAUAAGUUUUAACGACCCCCCAAAAAUAGUAGCUACCAGAUUAUCUUGUUUUAUAAUAUUUCUGUGUUCAAACCAAUGAAAAAAUAUAUCACAAUAUUAAUUAAAUGUCUUGCAAAUGUUUACUAAGUAUUAUCUGGUUUAAUUCAACGCAGUUGCUAUAGCUGAUGGCUGCUAUAUAUAAUUUGCGAUAACCAUGAUGUGGCCGCUAGGUAGUCACAAAAACAAGAAUAAUUCCGAUUAAACCAACUACGCGUCGUACCUUGGCCACAUGGAAGCGGCCGAAAUAAAUAAGUCUGUCUCAAUGGUGACUGUUAGGCCUAUUGCUUUUGAAAUAGAGAAGAUGUGUCGAUGAGUAUACAUGACAUCAGGCAUAAGGCAUAGUCACAAACGCGGGGCUUCAUGCAUGAUAUGACUCUAACAGUUGAAGACGGUUGUUUUGGUAACAAGGUUGCUUUUGUGUUGUUUAACGUCCUAUCAACAGCCAAGGUCAUUUAAACCUCGGGAGUAUGGCACAGUGGGCAGGGAUGAAGUUUACGCCAGACAAAUCACGGAAUACCGUUCAAAAGAAAGAAAAGGGAAGCAUUUAUCAUGGUUUUACCAUCUAAACGUGGAAUACAGCAUACCAACUGACCUUGGGGUCUGAAAAUCCAUCAACCGAGCUGUACAAAGAUUAAGUACGAAGCGGAUUUAAUCGUCUACUAAAUUCUGAAAGGAGAAGUUAUUUCCUAUGUCGGUUGCAAUCAUUAUUUGAAACCAAUACAUUAGCAAACUGCAUCUCAUAUUGGAACCAAUCCAUAUCAAUUUCGGCUGAACUUAAAUAAAAAUGUGGGAGACAAAACCGUGACGUAAA
Molecule: messenger RNA, 3962 nt
Organism: Pecten maximus
Lineage: Eukaryota; Metazoa; Mollusca; Bivalvia; Pectinida; Pectinidae
Product: elongation factor 1-alpha-like
Exons: 9
Coding region: 153-2156 (667 amino acids)
Biological process (GO): translation; translational elongation
Molecular function (GO): translation elongation factor activity; GTP binding; GTPase activity
Source: RefSeq, a predicted model, not a curated record